ACUUCGACCGUGAAAAUGGAUCGAAAUUUUAACAGUGAUGCUUGAAUUUUAGCGGUUAGAGGCAAUUUAAACAAAAACAAAUGGCGGGAUUUUUGGAAUUAUUUAGAAAGUGCGUCAGAACUUCGCAAUGAAACAAGUUCUAUAUAUUGCGAUUCUAUGGUUUGUCUUCCUUUCAUCUAACUACUCAAUUUGUAAACGUCUUCGAAAGAGAUCUGUGGGAAAGUCAUCUCGUUCCGUGAUAGGCUUUCAUCCAAAGCGUAGAAAGGAUUUAACUUAUCCCUAUCGAAAAAGCCAGCUUUUAACCGACAAAGUGCUGAAAUAUGAAAAAGAAAAUAUUGUGGAAGCUUACGCGCAAGAGUCGGAACGAUUCAAACGUGGAAACAAUGAUAACGCGUCGACUGUGAAAGCUUCCCAUGCAUCGUUAUUACCGCAACCAGCGAAGCCAUUGCGCGUGGUUGCAACUUCUGCUGUGAUAAAAAACCGACUCAAAAAGGCAAAACCUCUGAAGGCUAUUCACAUAUGGGGUCCAACACCUUUCAAAACAGUGUUGGAAAACCUUCGGAAGUUGAACGGGAAUCUUCAAAAGCAAAGAGGAGCUGUUAAAAGAUUAUUUCUACCAGUUCAGCUUCAACGAAAACAACUGUUGGAUGCUUUGAACAGUAGACCGCCCCUUCCAGAGCCAACAGGGCCUUUUAUACAGCGACUUCCCCCUUUUAACCCGGAGUUUUCGGAUGUGUCUCCUCCGAUACAUCCCCCUGAUGCCAUCCAUCUUGAAGAAGGACCUCCUCCUGCUUCUCUCGCACCAGGUCCUUUGGGAAUUGGUCCUCCACCGUUACCAUUUCCACCACAGCCUGUUUCCCAUUUACACGAGAUGGAACCUGUGCACCUACAAGAGGAAACCCCAGACCACGCGUUCCUACAUUCCCCCGACUUUGCACCAGUUCCUGACAUAGUUCCCAUGCAUGAGAGUGGUCCAGUACCUCCUUUCCCCACCACUAUCGUUCCACCACCAGACGAGUUUCCUGCUAAUUUCGGACCGCCUGAUAUACCUGCGAAUCUUCCACAGAACUUUGAGCCACCACCAGGUUUCUUUGAACCGCAAUUUCCCUUUCAGAUGGCUGGAGAAAUUCGUCAACAGGUGAAUCGUCACGUCCAUAAAGGUGUUUCAAAAGCGAAGUGUAGUCCUAAUCCGUGCAGGAACGAUGGUGUAUGUACAGCUUUUGAAAAGCAUUAUGAGUGCGCGUGCCCGAUGGGAUUCAUGGGAAAGGAUUGUGAAGAGGUGAACCACUGCCUCCCAAAUCCGUGUAAAAAUGGAGGAAACUGUUAUGCAACGACAAGCGGCUACCACUGCACAUGUGUCAAAGGAUUCAAAGGACCGAACUGUGAUAUCAGUAGUAAGUGCAUUCCCAGUCCAUGUAAGAAUGGUGGCACGUGUGAGGAGAACGGGGGUUCCUACAAGUGUCUUUGCCUCCCUGGAUUUGAAGGCAGCAAUUGUGAAGCUGCAGACCAUUGUGCCAUUGGAAACCCUUGUAAAAAUGGCGGAACGUGCUUAAAUGGAGAAAAGAGGUUUGAGUGUCACUGCUUGCCAGGCUUUCAUGGCUCAGAUUGUGGAGAUUUGGACAUGUGCUACUCGAAUCCAUGUCAAAAUUCUGGAACUUGCCACAACACAGGUGCUGGGCAGUUCAUGUGUUUAUGUCCUGCGCUGUUCAGAGGAAUCACGUGUGAUGAAAAAGUUUCCAAAUGUGAAUCUCAACCAUGUCAGAAUGAAGGAACAUGUGAAGAGGAUGAGGAAGAAGGCUAUCACUGUAUUUGCUCCAGCAUGUAUCAGGGAAAGCACUGCGAAGUUCCUACAGAAUUACAAAGUUCCUGCUUCAGUAAUCCUUGUGUGAAUGGAGGAAAAUGUGUUCCUAUGGAAAACACAUAUAAAUGCAUUUGUAGAAGUGGAUUUACAGGAGACACAUGUGAAGGCUCAGUCAAAAUGACGGCCGUUCCUAUGUUGUGCACCGACUGUCAUGCGCACGCCAGAUGUCUCGAUGGGAAAUGUGUUUGCGAGGAGGGAUACGACGGAAACGGCAAUGUAUGUGAAGUGUUAAAAGUGACGGAGAUCAGUGGUCACACACCCACCGCGCUACCUUCUGGUAUUUACGUGAAUACAGGCUCGCCCCUGAGUAAUGUUUGUCAUCCUAAUCCUUGUUAUAAUGGUGGCUCUUGUCGCGAAACAGUAAAAGGAUUUACAUGUGAUUGCACUGAGCAUUACAAGGGGCCACUAUGUAAACACGUCAGCCCUUGCCUAGGAAAUCCCUGUGAGAAUGGUGGGACAUGCAUUGAGGGGGGAGUUUCAGGCGGCUAUAUAUGCAGGUGCAGAGAGGGGUACAAUGGCGAGAACUGUGAAGAAGCCAGUGCCUGCGAGCCAAAUCCUUGUAAAAAUGGGGGUACCUGCCACUUGAAGGCCAAGUCCUAUGUUUGUCAGUGUACCGAACGGUUUGAAGGCUUCACUUGUGCAGAGGAUAAAUGUGCAAGAUGCGAUGUCCAUGCCCAUUGUGAAAAUGGGAAGUGUGUUUGUGAUGGGAGUUAUUACGGGGCAGGGACUCUGGGAGAAUGCUUCCGUGUCGGAGCUUCAAAUCCAAGAUUCUGUGUUCCAAAUCCCUGCCAACAUGGUGGAUCUUGUUUCGAAGAGGCAAACGGUCACAGAUGUGUCUGCACGUCUGACUACGAUGGAGAAAACUGUGAGCUAUCCUCCGGAGCAGCUCCGCCUUCGCACAAAAUACCGGACCCCUGCGCAGGCGAGCCUUGUAAAAACGGAGGGAGCUGUGUUCCAAAAGGGAACAAAUUUCAAUGUUUGUGUUCCACGGGAUUUGAAGGGCCAACGUGUGAGGUGGCAGCAAAGUCAUAUUGCCAUCCCAAUCCCUGCUUGCAUGGAGGAAAAUGCACUGACCGCAAAAGUGGAUACACUUGUAAAUGCAUCGGCUCCUAUAGAGGGGUUAAUUGUGAAGUGGAUGACUGUGAACAAUGUGAUAUACACGCCAUAUGUGUUCAGGGAGCUUGCAAAUGCAGAGUAGGGUUCAAAGGUGAUGGCUUUGAAUGCAAAAAGGUUAAACGUUGCCAUCAUUGCAGCCCCAAUGCAACUUGCAUAAACAAUGAAUGCGUUUGCAAGAUUGGAUUUAUUGGUAACGGCCAGCAGUGCCACGAGGAUGACUGCCAAGGCUGCCCACCUCACUCUCAAUGUCACCGUGGAAUCUGCAUUUGCAUACCUGGGUUUGUUUUUGACGGCCACCAUUGUGUUGCCAAAUUACAAAAGCCGGAACCAGCGAGCUGUCCUGCAGGAUGUGGAAAAGAUUUAACGUGUCUGAAAACGUGUCCAAGCAAAUGCUGUAGGACCUCUAAAGAGCACCCAGCAUGUCCAGAUCAUUGCAAUCUAAUUUGUGGACCAGCUUGCCCUGACCAUUGCUGCCCUCAAACUCUCAAUCCUCUUUUAUCGUCUGAUCAUCUCGUUUGUCCACCUAAAUGUCACAUAAACUGUCAUCAGUCAUGUCCUGUUCAUUGUUGCAAAGUUGUCUCGCCUAAAACAUGUCCAAGUCAAUGUCAGACCAGCUGUGCGCCAUCAUGUCCCAGUAACUGCUGUGCACCACAAUAUUUACCGACGGUUGCGCCUGCACAACUUGCUUGUCACUCGAUUUGCAAAACAACUUGUCUUCCAACUUGUCCGAAGCACUGCUGCGUAAUCAAAUUAUUUCCACUUUCACUUUGCCCCGAUCACUGUCAGGACACAUGUGAUAGAUCUUGCCCUUCAUUUUGUUGUUCAAUGCCACAACCUUCAACACAACAGCCGACUUCAGCUCCUCAAAUAUGCCCUUCCACUUGCAGUACCAGCUGUUUACCACAGUGUCCAAAAUUUUGCUGCAAGAUAUUGAUUUCACCGUUGAAUAGCUGUCCGAGUACUUGUAUUGAUAAUUGCCUUCCAAGCUGUCCCAAAAAUUGUUGCGAGGCUCCAUACCUUCCGAUAAAAUUGCCAUGGUCGUCAUCGGAUGCGUGCCCAUCGCAAUGCUCUUAUCACUGUGACAGCUCCUGCCCCUUAAAGUGUUGUUUAGGAGCAACAGAUCAUCCACUUUACCUACCUCAACCAUCGUCACAGACUCCAAUCGGUAACGGGACAGCUUUUCAAGGGUCUUACCUUUCAAUACCCCCUCAUAUGACGAAACAAUGCCCAGCUAUUUGUUUGUCAUCGUGUGCUCCUACAUGCCCCAUUUAUUGUUGUCAACGUCAAGGCGUAUCUCCGUUCUUGGUGAAAUCACCCGAAGAAACAGUUCCACCACUUGGGAGAUCUCUAAAGAAUAUUGACGCAGACUACAAAGCAAAAAUGGUGCAUCAUUUAUCUGAAUUGUUAUCUAGUCCUCUUCUGCAGUGUCAGCCCGCUUGUUUCUCAGAAUGCUCAGAAGCCUGUCCGAAAACGUGCUGUGACAUAAGGAAAAAAAAGAAAAUGUACGUUUUUAGACGAAAAAAGAAAGCACAUAUCAGUAGACCCUCCAUAGGGAAAAAAGGGGAUAAAAAAAAUGGAAAUCGUCCGAAAGAUAGGAAUAAAAAGAAACACAAAACACUAUUUUAAAGCUCAUGCUAACAAUUUUGAGCUUUUAUACGCUUAAUUAGUUUUGAUAAGGGACGUCGUAUUGUAGAAAGUUGUAAAUGUACGUUUUAAAUAUAUAUUCAUAUUGCUCCUCAUUUCCUUAAGUUAAUUUACUCUUGAAAUGUAUUGAACAAAUUCUUUGGAACAGCUUUGCCCUUUUUUUUUUACUGUCUCCCUAUUUGACUUUCUAUUGGCUUAGUGUUUGCUAAAAUACUUGAAAACCCAGUACUGUCCCAGUUCUGUCUCAAGUCAGAGACAACUUUGACACUCGAGGAAGAGUGCAUUUCGAUUGUGUCGAAAAUCAAAACCAAAGUAAUCCAUCAGCUAAUCAAGGCAAAGGGAAAAUCCAAAAGGAGUCAAUAGCUGGGAUUACACUGAGCUCCUGCCCAAGGUUUCCCAAAGGAUCAUUGGCUUCGUUUGGGAUCAGAUUAGGUUUCCGUUGUGGUAAAAUUUUCCGGUUGUACUGAAAAUAGUUACCUGGGUUCAACCCUUAAUCUAAUUUAUCAUGGAUCCCGAACUGCUAAACGUAUAGUCUGCCUGCGGUAGCCUUUUUGCUUCUCUUAGAACGAUGUCCGAUUGUUUUAGCGAUCCAGCAGUUUGUUUUAAGAAGAAUGCGUAGAAUGCGUAGGAAUACUGAGCGUACGUGAUUCGGUUGUUAUUUUGCUUUAUUCAGCGGAUUUAUGCAUUUGAUUUAAGUGAAUCGUUGUUCAUGUAAUAAAAAGAGUUUACAGUUCAGCGCAUCUCAAGUUUUCUUUAGCUUCCUACACAUAGUAAAGCGCGAAAGUUGACCUGCUUUUUGCCGAGUCUGUCGAAUGUGGUAAGUGCAAAUAUGGUGCCAUUUCAACUCAAUAUCACAGAGAUGUGCCAACCGUGUGCUGCAGUGUCCUCUCUGUUUGGUAUCAUCGGAAUGAUUUAACAUGUACCAUCCGUUAACUUUUAUGUUUUCUUGGAAGAAAAUCGUAACUGAGCCAAGGCUUGAGCAGCUAAAUAAAAAAUGGGGUUUGGAAUGCUUUAGCCAUCUCAGAUCUCCCACAACAGAUUCCUCAUCUCUGUCCCCACCCUUACUUCAUUAGACCCUCCAAGUCAGGCCCUCUUCCUCCUUCUCAUACUAUCAGUUUUGGAAGGAUAGAUUUCAUGCUAUUAUCAUCGUAAUUUCCCUUCGUUAAGCCUACAAUCAACGUCAACAUCAAUUGACUCACCAUCUUUGACAGGUUCCAUUUAUCCGCAGAUAACUCACAAAUGCUAGUGCUAC
Molecule: messenger RNA, 5873 nt
Organism: Stylophora pistillata
Lineage: Eukaryota; Metazoa; Cnidaria; Anthozoa; Scleractinia; Pocilloporidae
Molecular function (GO): calcium ion binding
Source: RefSeq, a predicted model, not a curated record